Molecule: messenger RNA, 2061 nt
Organism: Thermothielavioides terrestris NRRL 8126
Lineage: Eukaryota; Fungi; Ascomycota; Sordariomycetes; Sordariales; Chaetomiaceae
Exons: 5
Coding region: 115-1713 (532 amino acids)
Biological process (GO): amino acid transmembrane transport
Cellular component (GO): membrane
Molecular function (GO): amino acid transmembrane transporter activity
Source: RefSeq, a predicted model, not a curated record
ACUGCCAAGUCCUCCCCCGCAGCCUGCCCUUGCGGCUCUCAUGCUUGACUUUCUCUUCGUCGAGCGCGUCGAGUUUCGGACCCAGACCAGCUCAGACAGACUCGGUAGCCCACCAUGGCCGCCUUCUUUAGCAAGUGGCGCAGCGAUGAGAAAGGCGGCGCUGUGGAAGCAACGCCCGGCCAGCCGGAGUUAAGCAACGAGGAGGCGGUCGUCGACGAGGCCCAGAAUGAUCUGCACCGGGAGAUGAAGCCUCGGCAGCUGAAUAUGAUGGCCAUUGCCGGCGCAAUAGGAACCGGACUCAUCAUCGGCACCGGCACGUCGCUCAAGUUCGGGCCGGGGUCCCUGCUGAUCGGGUACGCCGUCAUGGGCUUUGUCGUCUACGUGGUCAUGGUCGCGCUCGGCGAGAUGGGCGCCUUCCUGCCCAUCAAGAAGAGCUUCUCGGGCUACGCGACGCGCUUCGUCGACCCGGCCAUGGGGUUCUCCACCGGAUGGAACUACUUCUUCAAAUACGUGAUCGUGCUGCCGAACAACCUGACCGCGACCGGCAUUCUGCUGCAGUAUUGGCUGCCCAACAUCAACGUGUCGGUUUGGAUUGUGGUCUUCGGCGUGGUUAUCAUCGCCCUCAAUCUCAUCCACGUCUCCUUCUUCGGAGAAGCCGAGUUCUGGAUGUCCCUGGUCAAGGCGCUCGUCAUCAUCAUGCUGGUCCUGCUCUGCUUCAUCAUUGCCCUUGGCGGCGGGCCCAACGGCGUGCGCACCGGGUUCUGGUUCUGGCACGAUCCGGGCGCCUUUGCCGAGUACUCGGUCAUCCUCAACAAGCAGACGCAUGUGAUCCCCGGCGACACCGGCCGCUUCCUGGGCGUCUGGGCCUGCAUCGUCCAGGCGACGUUUGCCUACCUCGGCACCGAGCUCGUCGGUGUGGCCUUCGGCGAGACGCCGAACCCGCGCAAGAACGUGCCCCGCGCCGUCAACCAGACCCUUCUCCGGAUCGUCUUCUUCUACAUCACCGGCGUGCUGGUCCUGGGCAUGGCCGUCCCCUACAACAGCCCCAAGCUCCUGGCGGCGACGCAGGCGGGGACAAGCGGCUUGGCCUCCCCCUUCGUCGUGGCCGCCAACGUGGCGGGCGUCUCCAAGCUGGGCGACGCCGUCAACGGGCUCCUGCUGAUCUUCACCGUCUCGGCCGCCAACUCGGACGUCUACCUCGCCUCGCGCACCGCCUGGGCCCUCGGCAAGGACGGCCAGGCGCCGCGCCUGCUGGGGCGCACCAACAGCCUGGGCGUGCCGGUGCCCGCCGUCGCGCUGGCCUCGCUGUUCAUCGCGCUCGGCUUCAUGAACGCGACCAAGUCGUCCGCGACCGUGUUCGGGUACUUCGUCUCGCUGGUCACCGUCUUCGGCGCGCUCAACUGGGUCGCCGUGCUGGUCAGCUACCUGGCCAUGGUCAACGCGAUGCGCGUGCAGGGCGUCCCCCGCGAGAUCAUGCCGUACCGCAACCCGCUGCUGCCCUGGGGCGCCUACUUCGCGCUGUUCGUGACGGUGCUGGUCAUCGUGUUCAACGGCUACGCCGCGUUCGUGCCCCACUUCCAGGUCGAUAAGUUCCUGACCAGCUACAUUGGCAUCCCGGUGUACGUGAUCAACGUGCUGUGGUGGAAGGCGGUCAAGAGGACGAAGAGGGUCCGGCCCGAGGACGUCGACUUGGUUACGGGGCGGCGGACAUGACGGGUGCGCUGGGUCAGUGCCUUCAUGGAUCCGGUAAAAUAUACGAAGUAAAUGUGAUGACAUGAAGCCACCCAUGCCUAUCUGUUUGGUUGUGCGAAACCAUUGAAGCAAUCUGACUACCUUCGCGUCUUUACCGAUCAAGACAGUCGCACCGGCCAUCACUUUCUUUGCUCUGUUUACUUGGCCAGCGUGGUAACAUCAGGUCGCCUGCGUACUAUAGGUAAGCCGCGCUGUGGGACCGAAGCUCGGCGUGGAGCGUGCCUCCUCUCCAUCUCCCAUGUUUUCAUGGCCUGCCCCUGAGCUCCCGCAGAACCCCAACCCUGAACCAUCCAGGGCAAUGACGUAGCC